CCUUGCAUCCUGCCCGGAAGUACAUUAAAGUAACCUAUUUAAAUAUUACAGCUUCAACAUCAGAUAAUCAUCAGCACCCCAAAAGGUGGCAUCCUGUCUGUGUUCCCUCUCACCCUGUAUAUGGUGGUUAUUAUGGGAGCAAUGCCUGGCAGGUUAAUGAACAUCUCUGAAAAAUGUCUCAACAAAUACUGAGGGCGCUGCAGCAGCCGCUCACAUCCGAGUUAUUAUUCAGUGGAUGUUGAUGUGCACCUGCCAGACUGCUGCCAGUCUCUGCCAGGACGGCGGCGAGACGGAGACACACCGAUAUCAAGUUUUAGAUUUAAUCCUCUGAUUCGUCUCGUAGAAACCCACGGAUAUUGUAAGAUGUCCGUUUUCCAAGGUGAAGCCGGUCACUUCAUGUAUUUCGCCUUUGGCAGUAACUUGUUGAAGGAGAGACUUCAGCUGGCAAACCCCUCUGCUGUGUUCUGCACCACCGGCAGACUGAAGGACUAUAAGUUGAACUUUGGCCUGUGGGAGAAACAUGUGGACAACGUUUGGCAUGGCGGAGUGGCCACCAUCGAGUCCUGUCCAGGGGCAGAAGUGUGGGGGGUAAUCUGGACUUUGAGCAACGACAACCUCCCGAGCCUCGACAACCAGGAAGGGGUGAAUCUGGGGAAGUACUCUCCAUUGGAGGUUUCAGUGGAGACUGACAAAGGACUCGUACUCUGCAGGUCUUACCAGAUGAACAAUUUCCAUGCCUGCCUCCCCUCUCCUCAGUACAAACAGGUGGUGUGUCUGGGUGCAGAGCAGAACGGACUCCCGGCGGAGUACUUGAGGAGGCUGGAGGCAAUCCAAACCAACAACUACAGUGGCCCCUCGAUCCUUGAUCAAAUCAGAACAGUCAUGAAGUAGAGUCAAAGUUCACAUUCUUGACUUUGGAAACGGCAGCCGACAACUACAAUUACUGCUUUCCAGCUGUUCGCUCCGCAAACCAGUCAAAUUGUACCUACAGUUUACAUACAUGUAUGUAAACACAUAGAUGGCUCACACACAUCUUCAACCAGGUAGCACAGAAGAUCUAUACAGUCGGCACAGAUUCAAGGUGGACACCCAAGAUUAAAGUCACCGCAUCUGACCAAAUGUUUCCCCGAUGACGCUGAGAAGUGUUUUAUGCAGAAUGUUAUGAUGUCACAGUGAAGCUGACCUUUGACCUUUUGGACAUAAAAUAUCAUCACUUCAUUAUUUUAUCCUAUCAGACAUUUGUGUGAAAUUAUGUCAUAAUUAGCAAAUGAAUUCUUGAGUUAUGACCUAAAACAUAUAUUGUGAGGUCACACUGACCUUGACCUUCGACCACAAAAUUCUCAUCAGUUUACUCUUCAUCCAAGUUGACGUUUGUGUCAAAUUUAAAGAAAUUUCCUUCAGAUGUUCUUGACAUAUCGAGUUUACGAGAAUGAGACAGAUUCAAAAUCACAUUGACCUUUGAUCACCGAAGUCCAGUCAGUUCAUUGCUGAGUCCAAGUGAACGUUUGUGCCAAAUUUCAAGAAAUUCCCUCAAGACGUUCUUAAGAUACUGCUUUCACAAGAAUGGGAUGGAUGGACGGACGGACAACGUGACAUCAUAAUGCCUCAGGCCACAGCAAUCGCUGAUGUGGAGGCAUAAAACCAACCUCACUGCAAGGUCCAAUUAUUAGCUAUAAUUCUGAGAACACAAAGAGCAGAGUAGAAAACAAAACAGAGUGCAGGAUAGCUAUUUGAGGGAAACUUGUGUGUUUUUGACCCUGGAUCUUAUUUUACCAUGUUUAUGUGUCUAAGUGACUAAUGGAGACAACAGUCUUUAAAACUGGUCCACUACUGAGCACUGGUGAGGCAGGCUUCAAUAUAAUACCUAUGGGAAACUGUGCACUGUCACUUUAAGUCCAUUAAAAGUGCUUGUUUUUGCCACUGACAGGCUCAGAUUUUUAUUAAAGUGUCUGACAACAUUAUGGAAAGGAUCCUACAUAAAAGUGAAACAAGUUUAUUUAUUUUUUUUUUUUUUACUUUUGCUGAUCUGGCCUAUUUGUCACGCUCAAAGAGAGACCCCGUCUCACCAUGAAACUUCACAAACUGUCUCUUUAGGGUCCUCUCUAUAAUGUUGUAAACACUUCUAGUAACAAUCUGAGCCUGUUAGUGGCAAAACUACUUUUGAUGGACGUAAUGCAGACAUUUUGACAAGUCAUAGUAGGAAAACCACAGGUGUAUUUACAAGUCAAACUGUCUGCUGUGAAAAAGGACAUUGCCUGUAGGGUUUACAUUAGACCCUAGUCUCGCCACCAGACAAUCAGAGAUCUACGUCUUGUGAUUUAGUUAAGCAAAGCGUCUAAAGACUGACUUGUGAGUCUAAUUAGAUCUGUUCCCUGCUUCGGCUGUUCCCAUUAUUGACUUUGAUAUAAAGCCAUGGGAAAAUAGGGCCCGGGUUUAAAAAUACCUUUGUAUCUCUUGAAGUUUAUUAAUUCACUUACAAGCAGUUUCUGGAGCUUUCCACCUCAUCUCACAGCCUUCAUUAUUACCGUAAUGUAAGUAGUAAUAGUAUAAUGAUACUUAUUAAAUCAUAAUGUGUCAUGUAAUGGUGAUGAAGACUGUGAGAUUCAGUCUUCUGAGCUCGUAACUGGACCUUGAGUUGAGUUUCUCUUUGUCAAACAGCUACCAGUAUUUCUAAAUUCAAAGCUUUUAAGACCCAGUUAUGAAAUUGAACCAACUCCAUCGUGUGGCCAGAAGUUGGUACUGCAUGCACUUCAUGAGACAUUUGUCUGGGCCCAACACAUGCCCUCUCAUCUUGAGCUUGUGAGCUGCUAGGGGACUAUUAUUUUAUUUUAGAGCCACCACAAUGGAAGACUGAAUUGUAUGUGAAGAGCAGAACAUUGUUUGAUUUCAGUUUUUCUCAGGGGAAUAUUAAACAUUGAUGAAACACCCUCAAGACUUCACUCUCGUCAGCAUUUAUUCUGACUUUAAACCAAUGUGUUCUGUUCCUGCUGAUAAACCAAUAAUCAUACUUGGGGUACUUUAACAAAGAUUUUAAAUUAUAGGUUUUAUUAAGAAAUAAAAAUAAAAAUCGCUGAUCAUUUACGUAAAAGGAAACCACUUUAUUUGUUACAACACAGUGGCCUUGGACAGAAUGAUAAUUAGUACCUCUCCCAACAUUUGAUCCUCUAGGAAUUAUAGAAAAUACAAGUGUUGUACAAAAAAAAACAGCUGUCAGGAGAACAGAAGAUAUAUGGUGAACACCCAAUAACUUGUUUUAUAUUUUGUCAAAUCUCUAGGUAAAUGUCCAAAAGUCUAUGCAAAUAUGUAGACUUCACAAUGGCACAAAUCAUAAUUUCAUCUGACGUCAAAACAAAGGCUCAUGCAAGCAUGGUCGGAGAUGUAUGAAAACCAAGAGUCCAUUGAGAAUUCAGCAACCUUACAACUCAAACAUUUGUACAUUCUUAAGAAUUUGGCUUGAAGCGGAAAGAUGUACGUUAACCUUCUGCAGGAGUUGAUGAGCAUUAAAACAUUUUACCGUUAACCGAUUUAAAUGUAGGGAGGGGAGGAGUGGUGUGAACAAUCUGAAAGGUAGAAAAAAACAAAGCAAAAUAACAAAGCUGUGAACAUGACACAAAUAGGUCCAAAUAUGUAAAAAACAAA
Molecule: messenger RNA, 3639 nt
Organism: Epinephelus moara (kelp grouper)
Lineage: Eukaryota; Metazoa; Chordata; Actinopteri; Perciformes; Serranidae
Gene: ggcta
Product: gamma-glutamylcyclotransferase a
Exons: 4
Coding region: 364-891 (175 amino acids)
Molecular function (GO): gamma-glutamylcyclotransferase activity
Source: RefSeq, a predicted model, not a curated record